Ipomoea triloba (trilobed morning glory) is the source of this 3209-nucleotide messenger RNA. RefSeq names its product heat shock 70 kDa protein 16. NCBI's taxonomy places the organism in Eukaryota, Viridiplantae, Streptophyta, Magnoliopsida, Solanales, Convolvulaceae. Gene Ontology annotation, biological process: protein folding. Bases 582 to 2798 code for a protein of 738 amino acids. The transcript is spliced from 9 exons. The record is from RefSeq and is a predicted model, not a curated record. Gene Ontology annotation, cellular component: nucleus; cytosol. Gene Ontology annotation, molecular function: ATP-dependent protein folding chaperone; ATP binding.
AUACAAUUUUGUCACCUAUUCUGAAUUUCUGGUGCGAAUAUUCAAUAUCUGUGUAUUUAUCGAGAAUAUACAGACAGAUUUUUGAAAACUUCGGCUUUCUUUCAGUCCGCAAGCAAAUUUGGAGGAUUUCACCGUCACUAACAACCUUCUUCUCUCCGUUGCUAGGGUUUCAUCCAUCUCUGAGGACAGAGGCAUCUUCAAUUUCUAUAUCCACUGCAUUUCGCUUCGGAAAUGAUUUUUGUAUGAUUGCAGAGCAUAUGUAUGAUAUAUUUCCUAGGAAAUUUAAUUUCUGAUUACGUUUCUAGCUGCAAUACAUCGUUUUCUGCUGUGAAUACAAAUUUAUGGUAUUUGAAUGUUCGCUUUUGUGCUUUAUAAGUUAUGUUAGCUGACCAUUCUUCGUCACACGUGAAUUACACAUUCAAAUGCUGUGGUUUUGUUGCACUUUUAGGUUUAACAGGAUCGUGUAAAGUAUUGAGCCAGUUGAUUAGCGGCAGGUGAUUAUAGGUGUUGUUAACACCUAUUGUAUAGAGAUUCUUGGCUUUUGGCUGAAUUUUCAAUUGUGAAUUUCUGAGAAGCUGGAAAUGAGUGUUAUUGGGUUUGACGUUGGAAAUGAGAAUUGCGUUAUAGCAGUGGUGAGGCAACGCGGAAUUGAUGUGAUAUUAAAUGAAGAGUCGAAUCGAGAAACCCCAGCUGUGGUGUCAUUUGGUGAGAAACAGAGGUUUUUGGGCUCUGCUGGGGCUGCAUCUGCUACGAUGAAUCCUAGAUCAACUAUCUCUCAGCUUAAGAGAUUGAUUGGCAGGAAAUAUACAGAACCAUCAGUACAGAAUGAUCUGAAAUUGUUUCCCUUUGAGACAUCUGAGGGAGCUGAUGGUGGCAUCUUAAUUCAUCUGCAGUAUAUGCAUGAGAAGCACAGCUUUAGCCCUAUUCAAAUCCUUGCGAUGUUAUUUGCACAUUUAAAACAAAUUGCCGAGAAGAAUAUAGAGACACAAGUUUCGGAUUGUGUUAUUGGCGUACCUUCAUACUUCACAGACUUGCAGAGACGAUGUUAUUUGCAUGCUGCAGAGAUUGGUGGUCUAAAGCCAUUGCGGUUGAUACAUGAUUGCACUGCUACAGCACUAGGUUAUGGUAUUUACAAAACAGACUUUUCAGCUGGCAGUCCUACAAAUGUUGUUAUUGUUGAUAUUGGCCAUUGUGAUACUCAAGUUGUAGUGGCAUCUUUUGAGCAUGGACAUAUGAAGAUACUGUCUCAUGCUUUUGAUAGCGAGUUAGGGGGAAGAGACUUUGAUGAGGUUCUAUUCAGGCAUUUUGCUAGGAAUUUCAGGGAACAAUACAAUAUUGAUGUCUAUUCAAAUGCCCGGGCUUCUGUGAGACUGAGGGCAGCAUGUGAGAAAUUGAAGAAAGUCUUAAGUGCAAAUAUGGAGGCACCACUUAAUAUUGAGUGCUUAAUGGAUGAGAAAGAUGUAAGGGGUUUUAUUCGGAGAGAGGAAUUUGAGAAGCUAUCAUCUGAUUUGCUGGAGAAAAUUAGCAUUCCAUGUCAAAAGGCUUUACUGGACUCUGGUUUGCCUUUGGAUAAUAUUCAUAAUAUUGAGCUUGUGGGGUCAGGCUCCCGGUUACCAGCUAUUACUAAGAUUUUAACUUCCCUCUUUCGGAGAGAACCUAGUCGCACUUUGAACGCUAGUGAGUGUGUUGCACGUGGGUGCGCUCUUCAGUGUGCAAUGCUUAGCCCAACAUUUCGUGUUAGAGAAUAUGAGGUCCAGGAUUCUUAUCCUUUCUCCAUAGGGUUUGCAUCAGAUGGAGUCCCUAUCUGCUCACCAUCAAAUGGUACAUUGUUUCCUAAAGGUCAUCCUUUUCCAAGUGUGAAGAUGCUUACAUUGCACAGGAGCAAAACAUUCCACAUUGAAGCCUUUUACACAAACCAAAAUGAGCUGCCCUCUGGCGUAUCUACUAAAAUAAGCACUUUCAUGAUUGGUCCUUUCCAAGUUGACCAUUCAGAAAAAGCAAAGAUUAAAGUCAGAGUUCAGUUGAACGUACAUGGACUGGUUACUAUUGAUUCGGUGUCACUUGUGGAGGAUCAGGUGAGUGAUUGUGCUGCCGAAGAUUCUUUUACAGACAAGAGUGAGAGUGAUGAACCCAAAAAGGGUAAGGCCAUCAAGAGGCAAGAUUUACCCAUUAGUGAACACGUAGAUGGUGCAAUGACCCUUGCUGAGCUGUCCAUAGCUCAAGGAAAAGAACUUCAAUUUUCAGAGCAUGACAAGGAGGUGGAGCGGACUAAAGAUAAGAAAAACACUCUGGAGGCUUAUGUUUAUGAAACUCGUAAUAAGCUUUUGAAUACAUAUCGGAGCUUUGCAAAUGAUUUGGAAAGGGAUGAGAUCUCUAGUAAUCUGCAGCAGACUGAAGAAUGGCUCUAUGAAGAUGGAGAUGAUGAGUCUGAACAAGUCUAUUCUAAAAAGCUAGAGGAUCUUAAAAAGAUUGUAGAUCCAGUUGAACAUAGAUAUAUGGAUGAAGAAGCCCGGGCACAAGAAACACGAAAUCUACUAAACUGUAUAGUGGAAUAUCGAACUGCUGCAGAAUCUCUUCCAGCCAGUGAGAGAGAUGCUGUCAUCAAUGAAUGUGAUAAAGCAGAGCUGUGGAUUAGAGAUAAAUCCCAACAACAGGAUUCAUUACCCAAAAAUGCUAAUCCAAUACUGUGGUCAAGUGAAAUCAAGAAAAAAGCUGAUAUUCUUGAUGCGAUGUGCAAGCAUAUGAUGAGAUCCAAGUUUUCGCCAUCAAAUACUGACACAGCCAGAGAUUCACGCUGAAGAAGUAUAAGGGAUAAUACGGAUAUAGAGAUUGAUGCAAAGGAGUUGAACGUGAGAAGCUGUUACUCUAACUGGUCGAGGAUUAUUUAGACUUUCCACAAGUGAGAACUCUCAUUGGGAUGGUGCACAGAGUGUCACUUCUAUUUUUUUGCUGGUAGGAAUGCUCCAGUCAUUUUAUGCACAUUUUCUGGCGCCUGAAAACAAAUAGCCCCAAUUUUCUCUUUAAAAGUUCAAUUUCUAGAUUUCAUUGUUCAGUGUCCCAGACAUUCAUCAUAAAGGAGAAAACACAGAUUUUGAACAUUUUAUUCUCAUAGAUUUUGUACAUGAAAUUAGAUAUGUUCUGGUAAAUUACCACUCUUUUUGGCUUGGCUUUGAUGCUUUAAUGAUUUAUUGUCUCACUAUUACAGCAUA